AUGGGUUCUGUUUUCCAGUUUGGCAGCAGCGCUACAAAUUUCAACUUCACAAACAAUAAUCCAUCAGGAGUGUUCACGUUCGGUGCAAGUGCCAGCACACCUGCAGCCUCAGCCCAGCCCUCUGGCUCGGGGGGCUUUCAAUUUAGCCAGUCUCCAGCGGCAUUUACUAUGGGGUCAAAUGGGAAAAACUCAUUCUCUUCUUCUGGAACUUCAGUUUCUGGUCGCAAGAUAAAGACUGCUACUGUCUUUGGAACACUUUCUCCUUCACUUGGGAAUUUUUCAGUUCUUAAAACAAGUCAGUUUGGAGAUUCUCCUUUUUAUCCUGGAAAAACGACAUAUGGUGGGGCAGCAGCUGCUGUAAGACAGUCUAAACUACAAAACACACCCUAUCAGGCACCAGUCAGAAGACAGAUGAAAGCUAAGCAACUGAACACACAAUCCUAUGGUGUGACUAGUUUAACAGCUCGGAGGAUACUGCAGUCUUUAGAGAAGAUGUCAAGCCCUCUACUGGAUGCAAAAAGAAUUUCAUCUGUUUUUUCUUCUCUGAAUUCCCCUCUUGAUAGGAGUGGGAUAGACACCACCACAGAUUUUCAGGCCAGAAGGGAAAAGGUGGACUCUCAGCCACCCCCUGUUCAGAGACUCAUGAUUCCGAAGCCAGUUUCCAGAGCAGCAAAUCGAGCUGUUUACUUUAAACCAGCUCGGACCCCGUCUGGUGAAUUAAGGAGGACUAGUCAAAGAAUAGGUAAAAAGCGCAGUACUGGAUAUGAAAGCAACAUGACACCAGGGCAAAGUAGAGAACAACGAGAAAGCGGCUCUUCUUACCCAGAUUGCAGUGUGUCUGCAGCCAAUGGUUUGUCUUCCGGAGGAGGUGGUGGAGGUGGGAAGAUGAGGCGAGAGAGGACGCGCUUUGUGGCAUCUGAACCUCAAGAGGAGGAGGGAACGGAAGUCCCGGUAUUACCGAAAAACUCUCUACCCAUCACCGGUUCUUCAGUGCCUACCUUCAGUUUUAGUUCUUCUGUGAUCACAACUUCCUCUCCGUCACCCACUAGUCCUUCACAAUCAUUAACAAACCAGGUACAAAUGACCUCUCCAAACAGCACUGGCAGCCCCUUGUUCAGAUUUUCAUGUCCAAUCAUAAAAUCUACUGAGGCAGAUGUACUACCUCCCUCAUCUAUCCUAAAAGUUGCAAGUUUUUAUGUCCCACAAUUGGAUUUACAUUUAGUGUGCCCUUCUUCAGCUCCAUUUCAGUUUGGGGUGUCUAGUCUUGGGCAGCAAGAAAAGAAAGAAGAACCGCCUAAAGCUCCAUCUGCAGCCUUUAGCUUCGAUUCAGGUGUCAUUAACCCUCCCCCUGCUGCUGCUGACACCACAGCGACCUCUGAGAGCCAGAGCAGCUUCAGCUUUGGAACCACGGACACCAAGAGCGCCUCAGUGGCUCCUUUCACGUGUCAGACGUCAGAAGCAAAAAAAGAAGAAUCCCCUGCCUCCAAAGGAGGGUUCACUUUUGGCAGCGCGGAGCCUGCCCCCCUGCCACCUGCCUCGUUUGCUCUGGGAAGGACAGAAGAGAAACAGCAAGAGCCUGUCACGUCUACAUCUCUAGUGUUGGGGAAAAAAGCCGACAGUGGAGAGCCAAAGCGUCCACCAGUGUUUUCCUUUGGGAACUCAGAGCAAACCAAAGACGAGGGUUCUUCCAAGUCAACCUUUAGUUUCAGUUUGGCAAAACCACCUGAGAAGGAAUCUGAACAGCCAACGAAGGCCACUUUUGCUUUUGGAGCUCGAACCAGUACUACGGCUGAUCAAGGUACAGCAAAGCCAGUUUUUAGUUUCUUGAACAACAGUUCCUCUAAUUCAAGUACACCAGCCACUUCAGCUGCUGGUGGCAUAUUUGGUAGUUCCACCGCGUCCUCCAGCGCGCCUGCGGCUGCCUCUGUGUUUGGACAGGCCAGCAGUCCUGUGAGCAGCUCUGCCUUUGGGGACUCUGCCGAAUCCGGUACAUCUCAGUCUUUGCUGUUUUCUCGAGAGAGCAAACCAGCAACCACGUCGAGCGCGGGCACAGCUGUCGCCCCAUUUGUCUUUGGUCCGGGUGCCAGCAGCAGUGACACUGCCGCCUCUGGUUUCAGCUUUGGAGCUCCCACCACAUCGAGUUCUGCAGGACCCUCCUUUGUAUUUGGCACUGGACCUUCGGCACCAUCUGCCAGUCCAGCGUUCGGUGCUAACCAGACCCCAACGUUUGCACAAAGUCAGGGUGCCAGCCAGCCUAACCCCCCACGCUUUGGAUCUGUAUCAUCUUCAGCUGCACUGUUUUCUGCUGCUUCUCAGCCUGCGCCACCUACUUUUGGGACAGUGUCAAGCAGUAGCCAGCCUCCCGUGUUUGGACAGCAGCCUGGUCAGUCUGCAUUUGGCUCUGGGACAGCUCCUAAUUCCAGUUCUGUUUUCCAGUUUGGCAGCAGCGCUACAAAUCUCAACUUCACAAAAAAUAAUGCAUCAGGAGUGUUCACGAUCGGUGCAAAUGCCAGCACACCUUCAGCCUCAGCCCAGCCCUCUGGCUCGAGGGGCUUUCAGUUUAGCCAGUCUCCAUCGGCGUUUACUGUGUGGUCAAGUGGGAAAAACUCAUUCUCUUCUUCUGCAACUUCAGUUUCUGGUCGCAAGAUAAAGACUGCUGUUAGAUGCAGGAAAUAAAGGUCUUGAUGGUGUUCUAUACACUGUUUAAACAACAGCUGGUGCCCUACUUUCAGAUUCUGGAUUGUACUAUGUGCUGGGUUAUCUGAAGUCAGAUCUUUAAUUUUGGAAUUUUCCUCCUUUUUUCUUUACAGAAGCCCCAACUUCACCUCUCCCACUCCCUUUCAAAAAAAUAAUAGCUAGACUGGUGACUGAUUCUUCAGCAAAAAUGUUUUAUGAUCCAGCAAAUUAUUCACUGGUUUGACACAGGCUGGCUGAACCCAGGAAUCAAGCCCGCUCAAGAGAAUGGCUUUGUACACAACCUCUUUGUCUGCACCACCAUGUGCCUUGAUAUGCGUUUUAGGGAACGCAUUGAAAUUGUAAUUAUAUCUGAGGAAAUCUGUAUAGAUUAGAGGAUGUUGAAAUAAAUGGUUUCUAUGCUGAGUUUGUGCUGGUGUAUGUGUGAAGUGAGUUGGGUGUAUUGUGCACUAAACUUUUCUGACAGAGGAAGCCUGAUUAAAGAAUGGUCCAUGCUAAGGACUUGUUAGAUCUAGUUCGUUCUCCAUUUAAUAAUUAUAUGCUAUUUCUAUACUGGCAUUCUUCUGACUAUCACCUGUCUUGCCUUUUUCAUUAUUUUAUUAUGAAACUUGUGUAAAUACAGUUUUGUUUCUGUACUUUUUUGGCAUAACAUAAAUCUGUGAACUUGAAAUUUUAAUUUUGUGUUAGAAAGGUUUUUUUGUUGUUUAGUCUUGUCUCAGAUUUUAUUAUGUAAAUCCCAUUAUUCAAAGUUGCCUAAAUCCAUUUGGAAAUCUUUAAAAAAAAAAUUGGGGAUUCUUAAAGUGAGUUUAUUGGCUUUUCUGAUCCAGUUUUUGUUUGGACCAAAAACCAGUAUUGUACAAAGUAUUAAGCAUAUAUUUUUAUAUUUACUGAAAUGGACUGUGGUGACUUUGGAUAAUAAGGAAAAGUUUAAUAUUAAAGCCAUGUUUAUUACAGUAUAAUUAACAUGUUAAACCAUGGGAUAAAUGCCAUCAAUAAAAAACUAUGAAAUACAUUUUGUUCUAGUGUUAAAUCCUAGUGGAGGUAUGAGUGUUAGUGGAAGGGAACCUUUUUAUGAAGGUUAACAAUGGUCAGUUAGAAGAAAAAUUCUGAAGAAUACAUUGAAGUGAUUUGGACAACUCCUAAGUGAAGGGGAAGUGUCUGAAGGUAAUCCUGCUUUAUGUCUGGUGCUAGGAAUCACACCUACUUUGCAUAUAAAUUGACAUACCUUUUUAAAAGUUGAAACUAAACACACGCAGCCAUUUCUGUUUGUACCUGUAUCUUCCUUGAUAGGUGACUAGACAAUGUUUUAUUGAUACAGUUCUUGGAGAUGCAUGCCCAAAAUAGCCCACAAAAACUUCAGUAGUCAUUUUGUGGAAUUUUUUGGAUUAUUUUAUCAAUUUUUUAAAACUAGAUUUCUUUCCUGUGGUCCAUAAAAGUGCUCUUGGGACAGCGUUUGAUAAUUGUAUUCUUCAGUUUGUACAUAUGAUUAUUCUGUGGCGACUUUUAUUUUGCUGAACUUUUGGUUAAAUUCAGUACUUUAAAAUGUUUAAGAGCUUUUCUGUGUUUCCAGUGACAUGGUUUCUCUUACUGAAAAUGUCUUAGCCCAUCAUCAAAUGCUGGUUUCGGAGUAGGAAUUUUGUAUUUAUAAUUCUCACCUUAUUAAAUAGUACACAUUUGACAUGAACCUCUUUGGGGGCAGAUGAUGGUGAAUGCUAAAAGAAGUAAACUGGAAACCUGUGGGGUGUUGAUGCUGAGAACUUAAUGCCUAACUAAACUGCAUGUUCGUUCACUCUUAGCCAUUCUUUAGGUCGAUAUGGAUGGGAAUAUUAGGCUUUCUAUUCUGGGAAAGAUUUUUCAUUAAAAAUGUGCUGGAAAUAUUUCAUUUUAUUUAGUAAUUUUUUUUUUAAAGCAAGUAACUGAAAACCAAACUUAGGGUGGCUUAUCUUAUAAAUGAAAUCUCCUGGCCCCCAGAACUGAGAUCGCUAGGGCUAGAGUAUUUGGGACUUAGGUAGGACUUGUCUUUUCAUCUCAACUGCUUGAACUCUUCAGGCUGCACACGGCAGCUAUAGAAAACAUUCGUGGUAGCAGCUCCAUCCUCAAAUCAGUCCCUGCUUAAGCUCAGCAGAGGUAUCUCUUCGUCGGACUGGUGCAGGCUGUAGACCCACUCCCUGUGGCUGUAAUAGCAGCCUUGGGUUCCAUGCUCCAUACACAAAUGAAAGUCAAGCGCUGUUUGUGGAAGAAGGGGAAACGUUAUGGAAAGAAAACAAUAAAAGCCCACUUCUCGUGCUGGAUCAAUGAGGAAUUGUUUUUAACUGAAAAUAAUCUCUGAAGGUAAGAAAGGCAUAUGCAGAAAGAUGGAAUAAUCAGGUAUGUUUAUAUAAUUGGGUUGAUUUACAAGAGGGUCCAUUGUUCUCAAUGUACAUCAACAUGCUUGGUGAGGUGGGCCAAAUAUAUAUCCUGGGACCUGCUCACCAGAGACUGAUGCAUCACUGGGUCCAGGUAGGGCCCAAAAUCAUUACAUGAGCACCUGGAAGACUUCUGAUGCAUGAGGUCCAGGCAUGCCUCUCUCAAGGGGGAGGUUGUUUUUUUUAGUAAUUUACAGUUUGGGGCAUUAAGAAAAAGAGGUACAAUUCAGACAACUGAAAUUAAGUCUUUAGCUAUUUGUUACAAAUUUCUCUUGGAAUUAGGAUUUUAUUGCUUGAAAUAAGUGUUGGACUAAUUUUAGCAAUUUGUAACCAGGCCAUAAACUUCCUGGUUUAGCCUGGGGAAGAACUUAUGUUUUCUUUGUUUCAGUAUGUCAUGUGCUGGGCCUGUUUGGAAACUGACAAAUUUGGUACAGUAAAAUUGAGAAAAAUGGGUGUGCUGGGUCUAGGUACACACACCAGCUAUAUAUACCAUGUCAGAGCUUUCAUUUCCUUGUAAUAUGGGGCAACUUUUAUAAGCUUACCUCAGACAUCCACUGUGGUUUCCAGAAUGUGUAGUAGUAGUUCAUGGCUGAGGUCCUAACAGCACACUGUCUACAGGAUUCAGACCACGCCACAGUUUAACUACAUUUAAGUUUAUCCUUUAUUAUCUUUGUGUUUCUCGAGGAACCUGUGGUGUCUCCUGUUCUAGUUUUGUUUGUAAAGGUCUGAAUAGGGAAUGCUUACAAGACCAGACUAGGAUUAAAUUGCCCAGCUCAGUCUUCUACUAGCUACGAGACUCUGACUUCUGGUUCCUCACGUGUAAUGUGGGUCCUUAGUAUCUUGCACUGUGGUUGGAAUGGUUAACUUUAAGAAACAGACAGGAUUAGUUUAACAUGAAAAGCUUAGUCAUCUACAGCUAACUUCUGAGUGACUUGCUAAAAGAAUAUAUCUCAAAGUGGAUGAUUUUUUUUUGAUAGACCUCUAUUUCUGAAAGCAUUCAUCUCCUGAAGGCAGAGAAUGCUAGAGCAGCUGUAUUUGGAAGCAAGAGAUUCUGGAGCAAACCUCAAAAGAAACAGGCAAAACACAAAAGCAUUGGCGACCAGGUAUUUAUUGAGACAAAGAAUACAAAUUGGUGGCAAAUUAUUAAAAAUAGAAUGUUGCAUUUUCAUUUAUAGGCAGGCCAUCAGAUACUGUUUGUGGAUCAAGCCAUACUAUAAUGAACUGCAAAGAUAUAUGCACACAGCUUGAGAUGAGGAACUUUACCCAGGCAAGCACGUAUUGCAAAGAUUUUGGCCUUUGGUAUGGGGUUGGGGGGGUGGGAAAUGGCAAGUAACUGAAGUAUUUGCCAGAUUUUAGGAAUACUGCUAUUAUUUAGGAAUAUUCUUUAAAAGGAACAACAGCCUGUUUUCAUAGGAAUAAGUGUAGAAUAAAAAAAGUUAAUACAUUCCCAUCAAAAAGCCCUUUAUUCCCAAGUAGUUUACUUUUCAACUCCUGUCUUCCUUUUGCUGGAAAUAGUUUAUGCCUAAGUGAAACGCCCAAACAAGUCACUUAAGGGAAAAAAAAAUCCUUCUUUUAGAGUUAGAACAAUUUUUACUGUCAUUUGAAACAUUAAAGAGUUUUAUAAAUUUAGACAAAGCCCUCAAAUUUAUGUUUUUUCAAUCCUAAAUAUUUGGGAGAAACUAGGUGACUGUUUAGGGAGAAGUCACUUCUGAAGCAGUGCCACACGAGCAGCACCCAGGUGCUGGCUUUCUCUCUAGUCACAGACUCGCUAAAAGCACAGCUUGCUCGCCGCUGCUCCCUGUCACCUAGCUCAGCCCAGCGUGCGUUCAGUAAGUCAGACUUUUCUCAAGGUGCAGGAGCCACUCAGGCUGCACAUUUCGUAACAGGUAGAGUUUCUAGAUGCCUAAAUUAACAGCAUGACCUGUGGUUUUAUAUACGGUAUGUUCACUGAAAUAGUAUUCUCAGCAUGACUCCUAAUUUUUGUUCCCUUCUUAUCUUGUAAAAGUGAUGAAUAAUAUUAAUACUAUAAAGACAACUUUCUUUUUGCCUUUUUAGGCUGUAGAGCGCCAGUAUGAGAAUUCUGUCUUGACACAGAAAAUUCAGCAUUUCUGUAAAUGAAAUAUAAUAAAGUAUACUGAAAAUAGGGAGGCCCCAAGAGAAAAACAUGUGGCUCCCCCUUCUUCCCCAUUUUGUCAUUUUUUCCCCCCAACUUGGGAAUCAAAAAUCUCCCUAAGUGCUGAAUUCAUAAACAGACUUGGAUUUUGUUGUACAGGCAGACAAAGUAACACUUUUUACUUGAUAGGGCUACAUAGUGUAACUUGAAUCCUGAGAAAUGCAUCUAAAGUAUAAAACAAACUGGACUACAUAUUUCCUUUUGUUUUACUGUAUAAAAAUAGCCUAAGUGGUGAACCAUCGAGGAAAUUAUACAUUAAAGAUGUAUUCCAGAGCUACAUGUCAGAAGGGUACGUUUCAACUCCAAUUCCCAAUCAGGGGCAAAGGGGGUGUAUACACUGAUGCUAAUGUAUACACUACAAAUUGGUAAGUUUAUGUAACAUUUCCUAAUAAUUUCUCCUCUAAUUUAAGAAGUUAGCGGAUGGUUUGGGUUUGUUUACUGUGAA
Physeter macrocephalus (sperm whale) is the source of this 7717-nucleotide messenger RNA. Its product is annotated as nuclear pore complex protein Nup153-like. The record is from RefSeq and is a predicted model, not a curated record. NCBI's taxonomy places the organism in Eukaryota, Metazoa, Chordata, Mammalia, Artiodactyla, Physeteridae. Gene Ontology annotation, molecular function: structural constituent of nuclear pore. Gene Ontology annotation, cellular component: nuclear pore. Gene Ontology annotation, biological process: RNA export from nucleus; protein import into nucleus.